UUGCUGAUGAAGCCUGUUGUGUUUUUCCAGUUGAUAUUUGUGUUGGUGGACGUGGAGACAUCCUCAUCCUGUUGACGUGGAGACGUAGUCGUUUUGGAUUGUUAUGGACACUUAGAGUUUUCAGGAAGGCUGAAAGAAGAGUAAAGCAGUGAAAAUCAGCGUGAUUGGCACAGCAUUGCUACUACGGCUUGGGACUUCUGUGACUCCACCAAUUCCAACAAUACUUGUAGAUGGUCCUUCUGAAUUUAUCAACUCAGACAACCCAAGAGUUAUAUUCCAUAGCUUUUAAAAGGAAGAGGUUCAACCACUAGAAGAGAUUUAAACCAAAUUAAAGCCUCAAUAUCUACAACUAUUUAAGCAACUAGAGGUCACCAACACCCAGGCAUGGAAUCAAGAAGGGAUCUGAUAGUCAGCAGAAAGCGUAAAUAUUCUCCAUCGGUUGAACCUGAGACUACCACCCAAACACGUCAACCUUCUGUUUCUUCUGUAUUGGAGAAUACCCCUGACAUGUCUGCUUCUUUUAGUGGUGCUUCUGUAGUGGAGAAUCCUGCUGUAAUGUCUGCUCCUCCUCUUCUCCCUUCUAUACUGGAGAAUACCCCAGAAAUGACUUCUACUCUUCUUGGACCUUCUGAAUUGGACACUCCUAUUGAAAUUACUACCCCUGAAAUGUCUGCUUCUUUUAUUGGACCUUCUGUAGUGGAACAUACUGUUGGAAUGUCUGCUCCUCCUCUCCCUUUUAUACUGAAGAGUACCCCAGAAAUUACUUCUACUCUUCUUGAACCUUCUGUAUUGGACACUCCUACUGGAAUUGCUACCUCUGAAAUGUCUGCUUCUUUUAUUGAACCUUCUGUAGUGGAACAUCCCACUGGAAUGUCUGCUCCUCCUCUCCCUUCUAUACUGAAGAAUACCCCAGCAAUGACUUCUACUCUUCUUGGACAUUCUGAAUUGGACACUCCUACUGAAAUUAUUAUUCAUCCUCCUAUAUUGGAGAUUCCUCGUGAAACAUCUGAUUUUCCUCAUGUACCUUCUGUGUUGGAGAAUCCUGAUCACAGUGCUCCACCUCAUGCACCUUCUUCACUUGAGGAUCCUAUGGAAAUAUGUGCUCUUUCUCCUCAUGGAUUUUCUGUCUUGGAAAAUCUUGAUCACAGUGCUUCUUCCAUUGAAUCUUCUCAGCUGAAGACCAUUCAAAAAAUGGCUACUAGUCCUACUGUUCCAUCUACAUCAGAGAAUAUUCAGCCACUUUCGGUUUUGGAGAAGAAUACACCUCAAAUGUCUACAGAUACUGUGCCAGAGAACCCACCUGAAAUGGAAGUACUUAGUGUGCCUUCUGUACUGGAUAACCCCUCAAAAAUAUCUCAGCCUCCUCCUCCUGUAUCUACUGAAAUGUCUUCUUCUCAUACCAUGCCUCUUGUUUUGGAACACAGCAGUGAAAUGCCCACAGAUCCACCAGAACCAACUAUACAAGAGAGAAAUGCUGAAUUAUCAGUGGAACCUCUAGCAACACAUUCACAGUAUGAGGAUGGCAAUGCCUCAACAUCUUCUGUAGAUCACCCACCAAGUACUGGGCCAGAAAACACCGAAAUUCCCACACAGUCAGUAGAAAACAAUGGCAAUAUUGAUGCUCUGGUGCAUUUAGAAAUAAUUCACCAACAUGAACGAAAACGCCCUUAUUUUAAUGCGGUAGAAAUCACCAAGCAUUUCCGCUUUGCAAACUUGGAAAGAAUCGAGUCUUUCGAUGCAGCAAUACAGGCCGUGCACACGGCUGUCCAGGAGUUACUGAACAGUAUAUUGCAGAGGAUUGGACCCAAUGAUCGUAUACAGCUACGACUCAGCGGCCAAGGACUCGACAAACCGCUAUAUUCUUUUAGAAGUUCUAAUACGACGUUCGACGCUGGAUCAUUUCUGAGCAAUGUGGCAAACAUGCUGCAAAGUAACAAAGACCUCCUUUCUAAUGAUGUUUUAAAACUUCUCGUCAUCGUCGUCAAGAACCAAGAAGGUGGAGUGAAAGAACGAAGAUCUCUCGGUUCAAUACCCGCCAGUGACUUGAUUAAAGAAAAAAGACGUUGGAUCUUCGACUUUAACUACCACGAAGGAAACCUGUGUCUGGCCGCAAGCGUCUGUGCGCUGAUGAGUAAGGACCACCCUCCAGAGGCCACGUUGCUGCAGAAAGCCAAAGAGAUUCAUGACGCUCUGGAGAUCCCGGCCAAUCGCUUAGUCAGUUUUAGUGACAUUCCUGCUUUCGAGAAACAUCUGCAGGUGACCAUUAAAGUGCUCUACUACAAACACGGUAAAUGGACUUUUUUCUACACCAACAACCCCUGCAAAGAGCCAAUUAUCUUCCUAUUGCUGCACAAGGGACAUUACUACGGCAUUAAAAAUGCAAAAGGAUUUUGUGGAUACAGUUACUUCUGCGAAUAUUGUAACACGCAGUUCCACGGCAAAGGACGCCAUUCGUGCAAGUAUUUUUGUAAGGCGUGCCACCGACGGGACUGCCCCGAGGUGCCAACUAUGAAGCCAAGGUGCAGUAACUGCCGCACGUUUUGCCGCUCACACGAAUGCCUUGAACUGCACAAAUCCCUCGCCCUCUCGGAACAGGUCCCGUGUAAGAAGCAACGGUAUUGCGACAAAUGCUGCCGUUACACCGAUUAUAACCACGAUGUAAUGAAAUGCAACGGGUUGCAGUGCCGAACUUGCUUCCAAUUUGUUGAAAACUUUAUUGACCACCAGUGCUUCAUGAGAAAGCGUCAACCCGAAACUUCAAAUAAAUACAUUGUUUACGACUGUGAGUGUAGCCAAGAAAAUAACACCCAUGUUCCAAAUUAUAUAUACGCUUUAAAAUUGGAUUCCGAGCAGUCCUGGGAGUUCCAAGGUCCCGACUGCCUGAAGGAUUUUAGAAAAACGUUUAUACAGAGGAAGUUUGCCGGGUUUUCCUUCAUCGCGCACAACGCCGGCAGGUACGACGCCUACUUUGUGGUGCAGGAGCUGCUCAAGGAGAACAUCAAGCUAAACUUUCUCGCAAAAGGUGGUCAACUAUUGUCCGUCACCGUGGCUGAUUUCAAAAUUCGAUUCAUUGACUCUUUGAAUUUCCUCCCCAUGAAGCUUAGCAAGCUGCCAAAGGCCAUGGGAUUUGACGAUACCAAGGGAUAUUUCCCCCAUUUCUUCAAUACAACGGCCAACCAAGCCUACGUCGGUCCAACGCCUUCUCAGGAGUAUUUUGGGCAGGAGAAUAUGAUGCCAGAUGAAAGAGACGAAUUCAUGGCUUGGUACGAGGAGAACAAAAACGGCGAAUUUAAUUUUCAGGCUGAGCUUAAGAAAUAUUGCCAGCGGGAUGUCCGUAUCUUGAAGCAAGCGUGCAUCUGUUUCAGGGACAGGGUGAUGGAAAUGACAAUGGAGAAGGACCCAAAGAAUCCCCAAAAGACAAUCCAAGUAGACCCCUUUCAACUCACCACAUUGGCCUCGGUGUGCAUGGCCAUGUUCAAGUUCAAAUUUCUCCCUGAAAAUACAAUCGCUAUUCUACCCUCGGACAAUUACCAUAAAAAGCAGAAGCGCUUCUCCACGCCGUCCAUCCAGUGGUUAAUGUACAUCGCAUGGAAGGAGAACAUCGCAAUAAAACACGCUCUGCAGGGUGGAGAGGAACAAGUUGGUAACUAUUCCUUGGACGGCUUUGCUCUAACCGAUGGAACGCCAACUGCUUUCGAAUUCCACGGCUGUUUCUACCACGGCUGCCCCCAGUGCUACAAUGCAGACGAGCGGAACCCUGUUACAAAAACCACGUACGGCCAACUGCACCACAAAACGGAGGUUAGAAAGGAUAUUCUAAAAUCCGAAGGGUACAAAGUCCGAGAGAUCUGGGAACACGAGUGGAAACAGUUACUGGAAAAAGACAACGGUUUGCGGAAUUUCCUUCUGGAAAUGAACUUUCCUGAACCCCUCGAGCCCCGUGACGCGCUUUAUGGGGGUCGGACAAAUGCCGUGAAACUAUACCACAAAGCAGCCCCAGGGGAGAAGAUAUUUUACUAUGAUUUUACCAGUCUCUACCCCUACGUCAAUAAGACAAAGGCCUACCCCGUGGGCCACCCAGUCAUUCACCAAGAUAAGUUUAAAGAUUUUGACACGUAUUUUGGCAUCGCUAAAGUUAAAGUGUACCCCCCGAAACAUCUGUUUUUUCCGGUCCUUCCAGUAAAGAUGAAGGAAAAGCUUGUGUUUCCGUUGUGCUACACGUGCGCAUCCAACGGUCAGGCCACAGAGUGUCAGCACUGCGACGAGGAACGAGCACUGACGGGAACCUGGUGCACAAUGGAAAUCCAGUUGGCUCUAGAGAAGGGCUACACAUUAGCCAAAAUCUAUGAAGUUUGGCAUUUCGAACAACAAACAACGAAGCUGUUUGAGGGGUACAUUAACCUACAUCUCCGGGACAAACAGGAGGCGUCGGGAUAUCCAAGUUGGUGCAAAGACGAGGAACAAAGGAAGAAAUAUAUAAGCGAUUAUCGCGACAAAGAAGGCGUAGAGUUACGCGAGGAACAUAUCGCCGUUAACCCGGCAAGAAGGCAAAUCGCUAAAUUGUUUCUGAAUUCCCUGUGGGGCAAAUUUGGGCAGAAAACGAACUUACCUAAUACAACAGUCGUUAGCGACCCAGGAGAGUUUCAUCGUUACAUGUUUUUACCGGAGUACGACGUCGCCUCUUUAGAUUUCAUGGGGGAAGAAACGGCCAUUGUCCACUGGAAGUAUAUCGGCAGCCUUCCCUCCAUCGCACGCAACUCCAAUAUCUUCCUCGCUUGCUUUACCACGGCCUACGCCCGGCUACAACUAUACAAUGUCCUGGACCGGCUCCAGGAGCGGUGUCUGUACCACGACACGGACUCGGUGAUUUUUAUCAGCAAGGGCGAUGAGUGGGAUCCACCAUUGGGCGAUUAUCUAGGAGAACUUACCAGCGAACUUCCCGACGACACCCACAUCACCGAGUUUGUCUCUGCCGGACCCAAAACCUACGGAUACAAGUUGUCGACUGGUAAAACCUGCCUGAAGGUCAAGGGCAUCACCCUAAAUGCCUCAACCGUUCAACACCUUCAUUUUGAUUCUCUAAAGGAUCUGGUGUUGGAUUUCCCCGAACACUCCAACCCUGAACAACAGAAAAAAAUCACUUUACAACAGCCGGUCAUUACCAGAGAUAGAUACUGGCAAAUAGAGACCCGCCCCCUGCGCAAAACAUUAAAGUGCGUUUACACCAAACGCCAACUAACCGACGACUUUACUACUUUGCCUUUUGGGUACCGACCUCAAACAGAGGCACAGACACAACCUGGUCUCUAAAUAAUUGGUACCGGUAAUCCAAAGUAUGUAUUAUUAGGGCAAAGUCACAUGUUUUUAAAGGAUAAGUAAACCUUUAAAAUAAGUGAAUGUAAAAUUGAUG
Molecule: messenger RNA, 5410 nt
Organism: Xenopus laevis (African clawed frog)
Lineage: Eukaryota; Metazoa; Chordata; Amphibia; Anura; Pipidae
Exons: 2
Coding region: 385-5310 (1641 amino acids)
Source: RefSeq, a predicted model, not a curated record